Messenger RNA from Betta splendens (Siamese fighting fish), 4904 nucleotides. It is a transcript of the gene ephb3a, whose product is annotated as eph receptor B3a. Gene Ontology annotation, biological process: protein phosphorylation; axon guidance; cell surface receptor protein tyrosine kinase signaling pathway. Gene Ontology annotation, molecular function: protein binding; ATP binding; transmembrane-ephrin receptor activity. NCBI's taxonomy places the organism in Eukaryota, Metazoa, Chordata, Actinopteri, Anabantiformes, Osphronemidae. The transcript has 15 exons. The record is from RefSeq and is a predicted model, not a curated record. Gene Ontology annotation, cellular component: neuron projection; plasma membrane. The coding region runs from base 476 to 3256 and encodes 926 amino acids.
GAGCCUCGAGCCCCUUCUGUGCCUCUGUCCCAGUGUUGCCAUUCCGACGCACGUCUCUCGUGGAGGAGCAACAGCUACGCGGAGCUGGCGCGAGCGGACUACACGGGCUUGUCCGCGGUGCCGAGGGGCUCGAUCCUCCGCUGCAGCCGACAGAUGCGCCCCUGGACGGAGGUUCGGCGUCGGUGAAGUCGCGCGACGGGCAUGAGCCUGAGACGGGGCGCAGCGUAAGCGCGGCUGUGGCAUCGCGUCCGCUACUCGGGGGGGUGGAGGAAAUAACGGGAGCUCGGCGAAUGCAACGCACACGGGGGCUGCGUUAUUGCCACUCGUCGGAGGAUUUGGACGGAACCGGGCGCCGAGGGAGCCCGUCUCAGCGGAAGACAUGAGAAGAGGGAGAGGAACACAAAGCUCGGCUGCGCUGCUCCGUGUCUGAGUCUCCAUCCAUCACACCUUUCUUCAUGUUGCAAGCGCCUGGUUUAUGACAAUGGAUUACUUGCUGUGGGUGUGCAGCCUCGUUGUGCCCGUGGUGCUGGCGGUGGAAGAUACGCUCAUGGACAGUCGGUGGGCAACCACAGAGCUGGCGUGGACCACGUUCCCAGAGAGUGGGUGGGAGGAGGUUAGCGGCUAUGACGACUCCAUGAGCCCGAUCAGAACCUACCAGGUGUGUAAUGUGCGCCAGCCCAACCAGAACAACUGGCUGAGGACCGACUUUAUUCCCCGCAAGGGCGUGCUGCGCGUCUACGUGGAGCUCAAGUUCUCCGUCCGCGACUGCGCCAGCAUCCCCAACAUCCCCGGCUCCUGCAAGGAGACCUUCAACCUCUUUUACUACGAGUCGGACGGGGACACGGCCACGGACAGCAGCCCCCUGUGGAGGGAGAACCCGUACGUGAAGGUGGACACCAUCGCCCCGGACGAGAGCUUCUCGCUGCUGGAGGCGGGCCGCAUCAACACCAAGGUGCGCAGCUUCGGGCCCCUCUCCAAGGCGGGCUUCUACCUGGCCUUCCAGGACCUGGGCGCCUGCAUGUCGCUCAUCUCCGUCAGGGUCUUCUUCAAGAAGUGCUCCACCACCAUUGCCAACUACGCCGUCUUCCCCGAGACCGCCACGGGGGCGGAGGCCACGUCCUUAGUCAUCGCCCCGGGCGCCUGCGUGAGCAACGCCAUGGAGGUGUCCGUCCCUCUCAAGCUCUACUGCAACGGGGACGGCGAGUGGAUGGUGCCCGUGGGCUCGUGCACCUGCGUCGCCGGAUUCGAACCCUCCGCCGACGGCACCCAGUGCCAGGCCUGCGUCCCUGGCACCUUCAAACCCAAGUUCGGGGAGGGCUCCUGCGCCCUGUGCCCGAGCAACAGCCGCACCAGCGCGCGCGGCGCCAACAUCUGCCCGUGCCAGAACGGCUUCCACCGGGCCGACAGCGACCCGCCCGACUCCGCCUGCACCACCAUCCCCUCGGCGCCGCGCAGCGUCAUCUCCAGCGUGAACGAGACCUCGCUGUCGCUGGAGUGGGAGGAGCCCGAGGACACGGGCGGCCGCGGCGACCUGGUCUACAACGUGGUGUGCAAGAAGUGCCUGCGCGACCGCAGCCCGUGCACGCGCUGCGACGACAACGUGGACAUCGCGCCGCGCCGCCUGGGCCUGCGGCUGAAGAAGGUGGUGGUGAGGAACCUGCAGGCGCACACGCGCUACAGCUUCGAGGUGCAGGCCGUCAACGGCGUGUCCGGCAAGAGCCCGGCGUCGCCCAGCUACUCCACGGUCAACAUCACCACCAACCAGGCCGCGCCUUCCGCGGUGCCCACCGUCCACCUGAUGCGCUCCACGUCGGACACGCUCAGUCUGUCCUGGCUGCCCCCCGAGAAGCCCAACGGGGUCAUCCUGGACUACGAGAUCAAGUACCACGAGAGGGGCCAGGCCAUGUCGCACACCGUCACGGCGCAGCACAGCUCGGCCAAGGUGGAGGGUCUGAAGGCCGCCACGCCCUACGUGGUGCAGGUCCGAGCUCGCACCGUGGCCGGGUACGGGCGCUACAGCAACCCCAUGGACUUCACCACCAGCCUGCACAGCGACCCUCAGAAGUCGGUGCAGGACCAGCUGCCUCUCAUCAUCGGCUCGGCCUCCGCCGGCCUGGUGGUCAUCGUAGCCUUGGUGGUUAUCGCCGUUGUCUGCCUCAAGAAGCAGCGCAGCGGCUCGGAGCUGGAGUACACCGAGAAGCUACAGCAGUACAUUUCUCCAGGGGUCAAAGUGUACAUCGACCCCUUCACCUACGAGGACCCCAACGACGCCGUCCACGAGUUUGCCAAAGAGAUCGACAUCUCCUGCGUGAAAAUCGAGGAAGUCAUCGGUGCAGGUGAGUUCGGCGAGGUGUGCCGCGGGCGACUCAAGCAGCCCGGUCGCAGGGAGAUGGUGGUGGCGAUCAAGACGCUGAAGGCCGGGUACACCGAGCGCCAGAGGCGGGACUUCCUCGCCGAGGCCUCCAUCAUGGGCCAGUUCGACCACCCCAACGUGAUCCGGCUGGAAGGCGUCCUGACGCGGAGCUGCCCCGUCCUCAUCAUCACCGAAUUCAUGGAGAACGGCGCGCUCGAUUCGUUCCUCAGGCUGAACGACGGGCGUUUCACCAUGACUCAGCUGGUGGGGAUGCUGCGUGGCAUCGCCGCGGGGAUGAAGUACCUGUCAGACAUGAACUACGUUCACCGAGACCUCGCCGCCCGAAAUAUCCUGGUCAACAGCAACCUGGUGUGCAAGGUGUCCGACUUCGGCCUGUCGCGCUUCCUGGACGACACCUCCGCCGACCCCACUUACACGAGCUCCCUGGGAGGGAAGAUCCCCAUCCGGUGGACGGCGCCGGAAGCCAUCGCCUUCAGGAAGUUCACCUCAGCCAGUGACGUGUGGAGCUACGGCAUCGUCAUGUGGGAGGUGGUGUCCUAUGGGGAGCGGCCGUACUGGGACAUGAGCAACCAGGAUGUGAUGACGGCGGUGGAGCAGGACUACCGGCUGCCGCCGCCCAUGGACUGCCCCAUGGUGCUGCACCAGCUGAUGCUGGAGUGCUGGAUGAAGGAGCGGAACCUGCGGCCCAAGUUCUCGCGCAUCGUCAGCACCCUGGACAAGCUGCUGCGGAACGCGGCCAGCCUCAAGGUGGUGACCAGCACCUACUCAGGGGACCUGCUGCGGCUCGGAGGAACGCUGCCGGGACACAACAGGAAGAGUCCGGACAGCAGUCAGGAAAUAGUGCGGCAACAGAUGAGCCAGACUCUGCCCAUCAGAGUGUGAGCCGCCGCCACCGCCGUCGAGCCGGAUGUGUACACUACCUAGAAACUCUGAGCCAAGAGCCUGAUGUAAAAUAUGAAGACGACAGAAGAAGGAAGCUCCAGCUCCAUGGAGAGAGAGAGAGAGAGAGAGAGGACCGCUGUGGAGACCUCUCCCUCCUGGAGGUGUAUUGUCCGCUUAAAGACAACUUUCCAUUGCAGUGUGUAUGUUCAUUACUUGACACUUGUGGAUUUGUGACUAUAUACAUGAAGCCAAACUUCCUAUUGCUCCUUCUCAGGUUGUGUUUGCAUGUCUGCAUGUGUUUUCUGCUGGUUGGGAACCGGUCUUUCCUCCUCCUCAGCCUCGCGCCCGGGGACGAGAGCGCUCACACAGAUAGUAUUCAGCGUCUGCGACAAUACGACAGUGCCAAGAUAAAGCAAACGUCUGCUUACAACCGACUCUGAAGACAGAUCGUCAUCUGUAGAGCGUCACUCAACCUUUUCCCAUUUUUUUCAACCCAACCAACUUCCUUCUUUUUCUUGGCUUUGAUUUUUUUUUGGUUUCUUUUAUUUCGGAAACAAGGAAAAAAACACACCCUUUUCAUCUGCUUCCUCUUAAAUACUGUCUUCCACAUAUACUGGGGGACAUACGUGUUACAAACCUGUACAAAGCAUCCGAGUCUUCACGCCGCCUCUCCGGCAGCCGGAGGAGAGACGCCACUGACACUGUGCGGGACACGACAUGUGCAUGCCAAAGUGGAAACCACAGGAGUUCCAAUGAGUUCUAUAUAACUGUUGCUUUGGUGGCAUUUUGCUGUAUGGACUUUAACGUCCAUGUUUUCUUAAUCUUAUUUGAUUCAUAUACGCAUUGUUUUGAAUGCUAAGUUAUUAUCUAUGAUCUCAAAGAAGUGUUUUGUGUCGUUUGUUUGUUUAGUUUUUUUUUUUUUUUUUUACCGGGGGCUUAAUACUUUUAUUCCAAUGCUUGUGUUUUUUUUUUUUUUGUUCCCCCACACGUUAGCAAAACAGACGACCGCGCAUUAGGAGGAAACGUUCUGCUCAGACAGAAUAAUUACUUCUGCAAACACUGGGGACACUUUGUCAAGAUCGUUGUUAAGCGUUUUCAUUCCAACCGGGAGGCGCCGGUGGUUGUGCUGUGUUGUGCGUUUUAUUUUGGCGAGCGCGUUGCAGAUCAACGGGAAUUAAAAAGGUCACUUGAGAUGAUCUAGAUGAUUGAUUCAUGACCUUAAUAUUGACCUGACCUACAAACCUGUCACUCAUUGGUUCCUUUCUCUUGACACGUGUUUUCUUCCGCUGUCAGCGCAGCUCCUAUUUAAAACGACUGCCUGUAUAUAAUACUAUAUUUCUAUUAGACCGAUCUGCUCAGCAUUUACAACUAUCUGACCUGACUUCGGUCUCUGCGGGACCCUCGUUCAUAUGCUUGUUUGUUUAAUGUGGAGGAGCAAACAUAUGGAGGAUUUCCAGUGUAACGGUCAUUACAUAUCUGAAACUAUACAGAAAGAAGAAACUCAAAUGUGUGUCUGUUAGGGCAGACUGUGCAAUUAGAGGUGUAUUAGACUGUAAAAGAAAAAAAAAGCCAGAAAACUUGAACAAAAAUAAACAUUUCUCUUUCAGUAUUUUUACGAUAAUCAUAUGCAAAUAAAUUAUUAAAUGGA